Caenorhabditis elegans is the source of this 1396-nucleotide messenger RNA. It is a transcript of the gene lpr-4, whose product is annotated as Lipocalin domain-containing protein. The transcript has 6 exons. The coding region runs from base 63 to 1145 and encodes 360 amino acids. The record is from RefSeq and is marked reviewed. NCBI's taxonomy places the organism in Eukaryota, Metazoa, Nematoda, Chromadorea, Rhabditida, Rhabditidae.
AACAUAUAUCUCACCCGGACGAUACAGCCCAUUGAGAAAGCCCACACUUGGAAGUUCUAACGAUGCAACGGCUGACGGCGGUUGUUUUCGCCUGCGUAAUUGGAGGAGUUUUCCUCGCUGCACCAGAUGCACCAACAUUCGAUAGCCUGCCCGCUGGAAUCGACCCAACUGCAAAGAUUGGACCACCAGGAACUGACGACAAAGCUCUUGUGAAAGUUGGAGAGGUGGCUGAAUCAAUUUUGGAUAAACUUGGAUUCAGUACCAGAGAUGAAAAGGAUAUUCGUCGUGCCCCAGUGCCAAGUUCUUUCUUUGGAAGUGACGAUGUCAACCAAGUUAUUGAAGAGGCUAAUGCUAAUCGUGUUGACCUUCAAGGAAUCACCUCUGGACAAAUCCCAGGACUUGCUCCAAUCCCAGUACCAGGAUUCCCAGGACCACAGGACGCACCAGUUAUUCCAGGAGUCAACACUAUUCCAGGACUUAGCAAUUUUAACUACCUUGUCGGACAACUUUUCCCACAAAUGAUUCCACCAGCAAACACUCUUCUAGGAUCUUCAAUCAGCAGAAUUCUUCCAAAGGAUACUGCAAAAAAUAUCGCAAAGGAUGUGUUCAGAGCUGUUCACCCAACUGCUGAAAAUGUAGAUACCGCUAGAAUGAUGGGAAGAUGGUUCCAAGUUAUCAACUCUCCACAUGUCAUCCGUGAGGCCUGCACCGUGUCACACUUCGGAGCCCUUACGAACAACACAUACUCUGCUUCCUUCACCAUCCUCAAGUUCUACAGAGAAGGAAAUCCAAAUGGAUCCCCAAGAUAUGCUCUCGGAUACGGAUUCAAAUCUGGAGAAACUGGACAAUUCGUUCUUCACAACUCCAAUUCUGCUGAUGCCGAGCCUUUCUGGGUUAUCAAGAUGGGACCACUCAAUGAGUACAAGCAAUACGACUACGCCAUCGUUUCUACCUGGGUCAGAUAUCCAGUCUUUGUCAUUGCUCGUGACCCAGAACGCUUCAGAAAGCUGCACAUGAAGAAUGUCCUCGAAUUCUUGCAACAGAACAACUACAUCAACGUCAUGACCAAGGCCUUCAACAUGAUCUCUCCAGUUGACUAUGAAGCCUGUCAGUACACUCCAACUUUCUCUGGAACCGGAAAGUAAUUGCUUGCAAGCGCCGUACGACUGUCAUCUCGCUGUCGGGUAUCCUCCAUCAAUUAAUUGUUUCUCCCCAAACAUUCCAUUCUGUGUGUAGACAGAUUUUGUAAUAAUAAUAAUUAUAAUAAUGAAACUAAUAACAACAAGAAGUUAGUUAUAAUAACUUGUAAUUUUUCCCUUUCCUUGUGCCUCAUUAAUAACGGAUUCUAUGAAAUCCUGAUCCUCAGUUUGACAAUAAUAAACUAUUUGAUAUUAAA